This is a messenger RNA of Cicer arietinum (chickpea), 1733 nucleotides long. Its product is annotated as probable pectinesterase/pectinesterase inhibitor 36. NCBI's taxonomy places the organism in Eukaryota, Viridiplantae, Streptophyta, Magnoliopsida, Fabales, Fabaceae. The record is from RefSeq and is a predicted model, not a curated record. Gene Ontology annotation, biological process: cell wall modification. Gene Ontology annotation, molecular function: pectinesterase activity; enzyme inhibitor activity.
ACCAAGCCAUGCAACUAAGUUUUCAUUCAUCACACUUCUCUAUAGCCAAAAAAUGGCCACUUAUGCAACCGCUUUGUUGCUCUUACUUUCUUUGGUAACUACAACCACCACCUUUUGCCUCCAAGAAAUGGAGGUACUCCAAAUGGCCCAAACACAAGUUUCAGAAGCCAUGAGUUGGGUUGAUAACUCCAUGAGAUUGCAUGGCUUAGAAAGCAUGAGCAUCUCAUCAAAUAUAUCAAGUGUUUUGGCUCUAAGAGAUUGUGCUAAACUCUAUGAAGAGAGUGAGUUUAGGCUCUCUCACAUGGUGUCUAAAAAUAGUAGUUACACUAAUGAUGAUGCUCUUACAUGGGUAAGUGCGGUGAUGACAAAUCAUAGGACUUGUUUGGAUGGAUUGAAGGAAAAGGGGUAUUUCCAGGGUCACCAAUUUUUUUUGGGUAGAAACAUGUCAAGGUUGCUUGGCCAAGCACUUGUUUUGUAUUCGAAAAACAAAGUCAAAGGUAAAGCACCACCUCAGAGAAUUACAACUUCAGAAGAAAAUGAUGGUCUAUUAGAAUCAUGGGAUCUAGCAAACAAUAAUGCACACUUCACAGUGGCACAUGAUGGAUCAGGAACCUACAGAACAAUCAAAGAAGCAGUGGAUGCACUUUCUUCAAUGGGUCACAACCGUCCUGGAAGAGCAAUUAUAUAUGUAAAAGCAGGAGUGUACAAUGAGAAAGUGGAGAUUGGAAACAAAUUGCACAAUGUGAUGUUUGUUGGAGAUGGCAUUGACAAAACUAUUGUCACUGGAAACAGAAAUGUUCCUCAUGGUUAUACCACUUUAAACUCUGCCACAUUUGAUGUAUCAGGGGACGGAUUUUGGGCAAGAGAUAUGACAUUUGAGAACACAGCAGGCCCCGAAAAUCACCAAGCAGUAGCACUCAAAGUAAGUUCAGACUUGUCAGUAUUCUACAGAUGCAGCUUCAAAGCCUACCAAGACACACUUUAUGUCCAUUCAAAUCGCCAAUUCUAUCGCGACUGUCACAUAUACGGAACAAUCGAUUUCAUAUUCGGCGACGCAACAGUCGUUUUACAAAACUGUGACAUCUUUGUUAGGAAACCAAUGAGCCAACAAACUAAUUUCAUAACAGCACAAGGAAGAGAUGAUCCUAACAAACCAACUGGAAUUUCAAUCCAAAGUUGUAGGGUUAGGCCUUCAUCUGAAUUUUCGAUGUUUAAGGAUUCUAUUAAGACUUUUUUAGGAAGGCCUUGGAGGAAAUAUUCAAGGACAGUGUAUCUUAAAUCUGAUUUGGAUGGAUUGAUUCAUCCUAAAGGGUGGGGUGAAUGGGAAGGAAAUUUUGCAUUAUCAACUUUGUAUUAUGGUGAGUAUAUGAACACAGGAAAUGGUGCAUCUACACAAAAUAGGGUUAAUUGGCCUGGUUUUCAUGUGCUAAGUAGUGCUAAUGAAGCUUCACAUUUUACUGUGAGUCAAUUUUUGCAAGGGGAACAUUGGAUUCAAGCUUCAGGGGUGCCAUUUUGGUCUGGAAUUUAAAUGGGGAAUUACUUUAUAUUUUAUGAAAUUAAAAAAAUAUCCAUAAUAUAUGUACUAAUAAUGUUGUGUAAAAUAGUAUGUUAUCUUAACUGUGCUCCUUAGCAGCUGUCACAGUGUGUUAUCCAAAAGCUUAAAUUUUGUUUUUUCUGACUCAAUUCAAGAAGCUUAAUCUUAAUAUGCAAUUAAAAGCUGUAAUAUUCAUAUA